AUGAGUGGCCUUGUUUCCUCUGUUCCAAGCUUCUCAAGUUUCAGAGGACCAAACUUUGCUCUUUUAAGAAUGGGGAGUACUGGUGGACAUGACUAUGGUGCAUACACCUAUGAGAACCUCGAGAGGGAACCUUAUUGGCCUUCAGAAAAGCUUCGAAUUUCCAUUACUGGGGCAGGUGGCUUUAUCGCCUCACACAUUGCUCGGAGAUUGAAGAAUGAGGGCCAUUACAUUAUUGCUUCUGAUUGGAAGAAGAACGAGCACAUGACUGAAGACAUGUUCUGUCAUGAAUUCCAUCUCGUUGACCUUAGGGUCAUGGAUAAUUGCUUGAAGGUUACCAAGAAUGUUGACCAUGUGUUCAACCUCGCUGCCGAUAUGGGUGGGAUGGGCUUCAUCCAGUCCAACCAUUCUGUCAUUUUUUACAAUAAUACUAUGAUUAGCUUCAAUAUGGUGGAAGCUGCUAGAAUCAAUGGAGUGAAGAGGUUUUUCUAUGCUUCUAGUGCUUGCAUUUACCCUGAGUUUAAGCAGCUGGAAACCGAUGUGAGCUUGAAGGAGUCUGAUGCCUGGCCUGCAGAGCCUCAAGAUGCCUAUGGCUUAGAGAAGCUUGCAACUGAGGAGUUGUGCAAGCACUACACAAAGGACUUUGGAAUUGAGUGUCGUAUUGGAAGGUUCCAUAACAUUUAUGGUCCUUUUGGAACCUGGAAAGGUGGGAGGGAGAAGGCACCUGCUGCUUUUUGCAGAAAGACUCUCACUUCCACUGAUAAGUUUGAGAUGUGGGGAGAUGGACUUCAGACUCGAUCCUUCACCUUCAUCGAUGAAUGUGUAGAAGGUGUACUUCGGUUGACAAAGUCAGACUUCCGUGAGCCAGUGAAUAUUGGAAGUGACGAGAUGGUCAGCAUGAAUGAGAUGGCGGAGAUAGUUCUUAGCUUUGAGGACAAGAAGCUGCCUAUCCAGCACAUUCCUGGGCCAGAGGGUGUCCGUGGUCGUAACUCAGACAACACACUGAUUAAAGAGAAACUUGGCUGGGCUCCCACCAUGAAGUUGAAGGAUGGGCUGAGAAUUACAUACUUCUGGAUCAAGGAACAGAUUGAGAAAGAGAAGGCACAAGGCACUGACCUGUCGAUUUAUGGGUCAUCUAAGGUGGUGGGAACCCAAGCCCCAGUUCAACUUGGUUCGCUACGUGCUGCUGAUGGCAAAGAAUGA
Messenger RNA from Prunus armeniaca (apricot), 1200 nucleotides. The record is from the annotation of a GenBank genome assembly. NCBI's taxonomy places the organism in Eukaryota, Viridiplantae, Streptophyta, Magnoliopsida, Rosales, Rosaceae.